Molecule: messenger RNA, 411 nt
Organism: Daphnia carinata
Lineage: Eukaryota; Metazoa; Arthropoda; Branchiopoda; Diplostraca; Daphniidae
Exons: 1
Coding region: 1-411 (136 amino acids)
Source: RefSeq, a predicted model, not a curated record
AUGUCUUUCAUCAUGGCCAAAACGCACGUCGCACCGCUAAAACAGCUCGCGAUCCCUCGGCUCGAACUUCAAGGAGCUGUCGAAGCUUUACACCUGGCCAUAAUAAUUUGCCGUGAGAUGAACCUGGAUCUAAGUCAAGCCACGUUUCACGUCGACUCCCAGACAGUUCUGAGAUGGAUCCAUUCUGCCAAUGUCAAAUACGAAGUGUUUGUGGGAAUUAGAAUUGGAAAGAUUUUAGUGAACACCGAUUGUCGACAAUGGCGCCACGUACCAGGAAUCAUGAAUUCAGCAGAUGUUUGCAGUAGAGGACCAGAUCCCGACAAUCUCAAAGAGCUACAGCAGUUCCAUCAAGGGCCAGCCUUUCUGUUGUUGGAACCUCCAUUAUGGCCAAAGUGGGAUCAAACCGAAUAA